AUGCGCAAAGUACACCACGUGCUAGCGUGGUUCAUCGUGCUAGGAUGUCUUGCCCAGUAUACAUCGGGAGAUGUUGGGCUUUCGCCUAGAAACUUGUAUGAAUUACUGAUGCCCAGCAAUAGGCCAUCUUGCGGAGUGACGCCUAUGGUGUUAGCCGCUGACCUAGGCGAGGGGUGCGUAGAUGAAGCCACCAAGGAGCGUAUACACCAAAUUGACAUAGGAACUUGCAAUUUUCAAGAGUGUCCUCGGAAAGCAGUCGACACUGAUAGUGGGACAUAUCGCUGCUGCACGGGUGUCCAAUUUAAGGAUAUACGUAUAAAUUGUAGUGGUCGAACUCGAACUUUUAGGAAGAUAACAGCGUGCGGCUGUGCUGUUUGCUAACCACAUUUCUGUUUCCCUUUUGGAUAUGCCUUAAAACACGUUCUAUUUAAUAGGACAGAUGAGUCCGUGGAGAUAUAAAAUAUAUUUUGUAUUUAUUGU
This is a messenger RNA of Owenia fusiformis, 480 nucleotides long. The record is from the annotation of a GenBank genome assembly. Lineage: Eukaryota; Metazoa; Annelida; Polychaeta; Sabellida; Oweniidae.